AUGGCUAGGCUCUUUUGGAUUGGGAAUUCCGUCGUUUUUGCGAUAAUUUUAUUUUUCGCCUGGCCGACUCUAGCGGCCAAUGGACGUCGCAGCUUCUCGGUACAUCAAAUUUCAAGAGCAGACACAAGCCAACUCUUCAAUAUAUCAAAAGCUUUUGCCCGAAAUGUCUUUAGAUAUGGAGGACAAAGGCUUCCUAAUGCCGUAAAAUCUGCGGAGACGGCAACUGUCUUGACUUGGGCUCAAGAUCGAGAAUUUUUAAUUCCGGUCAGCGUGGGAGCUUCCACUCUCAAUCUCACAAUAGAUACUGGCUCUUCUGACUUGUGGGUGUUUUCAUCCCAAUUACCUGAAGAUCAACGAGAAGGACAUGCUGUGUAUAAGCCUUCCGUAUAUGCAUCUAAAUCAUCCACGCAGACUUGGAAAAUUUGGUAUGCAGAUGGCAGCCAUGCAAGCGGUGGCCUCUGCCACGAUGUUCAAGCUGUCGAAAUUGCGACUAAUGUUAGCAAUAAUCUUGUUCAUAGUAGUAGAUCAGAUGGAGUCCUUGGACUCGGUUUUAGCAAUCUCAACAAAGGUAUUUUCAAAAACACAGAUCAGCAGUACUAUUUCUUUUUCGAACUAGCUAAUCUUCGUGACCCAGUGAGACCGGAGCGUGAAAAUACCUUCUUCGACAACGCUAAGCUACAGUUAAAACUGCCUUUAUUUGCUGCUAUCCUGAAGGAAGACACUCCUGGGAGUUACGAUUUCGGCUUUAUCAAUAAAUCUAAGUAUAUAUAUGAACUGGUCUAUGUUGAGGUAGAUAGUUCACGCGGUCAUUGGAACUUUAAACUUAGUGGUUAUGACCUUGGAGAUGGGGAGAUUGUGAAUGAUCUUCUUGACAGUGUUAUAGACACAGGAGCAUCGUUGAUCUUUCUUCCCGAGAAUAUUGUGCGGGCAUACUACCAACAAGCCAUCGGAGCAGAAUACAACGCCCAAUUUGGUGAAUGGACCAUCCCUUGCUCCUCGUUUCUACCAUCUUUUACGCCUAUUAUCAAGGGUUAUAAUGCUAAGGUUAAGUCGGGUACCCCACUUUCUGGCCACCCCCCUUUUGGGCCACCCUUUUAUAUCAAAAAUCACUUUUUAGACUUAUUAAUAUUUCUAUUAAUAUUCAAUAUGAUUUGA
Messenger RNA from Botrytis deweyae, 1155 nucleotides. RefSeq lists its product as uncharacterized. The record is from RefSeq and is a predicted model, not a curated record. Gene Ontology annotation, biological process: proteolysis. Gene Ontology annotation, molecular function: aspartic-type endopeptidase activity. NCBI's taxonomy places the organism in Eukaryota, Fungi, Ascomycota, Leotiomycetes, Helotiales, Sclerotiniaceae. Bases 1 to 1155 code for a protein of 384 amino acids. The transcript is spliced from 4 exons.